UCGGCCGCGAACGUCACGCCGUUCUCUCUCGUCGCACGUGCGUCUGCCAUGAUCGUUGUCGCUCUCCGAAAAUCGGGUUUUCUCACAUUGGAUUUCACAUCGAAUUACUGUGAAUCAGCGAAAGUGUUAUGUGAAUUUUAACGCUGGGUUUUUUAAUAUAACUCUAUGCGGCUGGAACCGUCUCUUUGUCUAAGUCUUUGUCUUCAAACCGUCCGAUUAUCGCCAACCGGCCUCAUGGUUUCAAAGUGUUAUUCUCUGAUUUUUAAAGUCCGCAUUUAAUAAAAAUUUCUAUCCAACUGAGGGUCUCAGUCGUGAUUUUGAAGUCCUUCAAACGCUUGCUCAUCCGGCAAAAAUGUGUUUAAUACCUGAAUUUUAACACCAAUAUGCAUUUGAUUCCGCGUGGUUCAAAUUGUUCGUUUCACUGAUGAUUCUAUGCAAACCCGUGUAAAAGUUUUGCGAAUCCCCGAUCUGGUUCGGUAGAGGUGUGGAGUUUUUAUCUAAAUUUUGACGUUGGAAUCUCACACAACUGCACGUGGCUGAAAUUGUUUAAUUUCACCCAGAAUCUAUCGUAUAUCACCGACAUAAAGCUCUUCAAAUAGCUAUUUUGACGUUGAAUGUGCAGUGUUAUUUCUGGAAUUUUAACCUCAGUGUUUUUCAACCUCGCGUGAAAUGAGAGUCGUCCCCUGUGUCACGUUUGAAUGCAUAUAUUCAUUCUCUUACAACAAAAACAGAUUUCUGUCGUAGAUUCCUGACGUCAUUUAAUAUUGCAGUUUAAAAUUGUGUUUGUGCGUGCUUCAAAAGUGCUUUCCCCAUAUUCACUGCUCACAUUUGUGAUACCGAUUGGUCGCUUUAAUGUCCGUUGUAUUUUACUGUCAGAGUACAAUCUCGUUUUCUUCCUGUCGGAUUUGAAUUUGCGCUAGAGUUGCCUCACUAUUUUCAAGUACAAUGAAAAACUGAAUGAAAGUGUUAAAAGAUAAAGUUGAUUUUCUCUUCUACCUCUCGAUCGGUUAGUUUCUAGUAAAUCCCUUGCAAUGGGAGCCUCAAAGUUCCUCGGCUUUGUGAAAGCGUUUUUGCUGUUGUGUUUGUUCCAAGAAUUGAGGAUUAUUCGAUUGUUCCAAACAGAAGCUUCGGAAUAUUACAACUUCUACGCCACAUACUUGAAGCAGCCAUGCUGUGCCAGCCAUGUGCGACAUCAUAAAGAUCACGUCCGGGAGUUCACCUGUGGUCGCAUGUUUUACCGCACGCUUUUCCUCGAUGAGAAGCGGGAUACACUUUACGUCGGAGCCAUGGACCAUGUAUAUAAACUGAACUUAAGCAAUAUUAGUCAAUCUCACUGUGAGAAGGAUUCCCUAGUUUUAGAGCCUACAAACGUCGCAAAUUGUGUUUCAAAAGGAAAGUCAGAGCAUUUUGACUGUCGAAAUCACAUCCGGGUGAUUCAGCCGAUCGGCGAUGGCUCCAGGGUUUACAUUUGCGGCACCAAUGCUCAUGGCCCAAAAGACUGGGUUAUUUAUAGUAAUCUAACGGGGCUACCGCGGCAUGAGCACGUCCCGGGCGUGGGGAACGGGAUCGCCAAGUGCCCUUACGACCCGACGGACAACUCGACGGCGACCUGGGUGGAGAGUGGGAACCCGGGCAACCUGCCCGGCCUCUACACGGGCACCAACGCCGAAUUCACCAAGGCCGACACCGUCAUUUUCCGCACGGAGCUCUUCAACUUCACCACCAUGAAACGCGAGUUCUCCUACAAGCGAACCCUCAAAUACGACUCCAAGUGGCUCGACAAACCGGACUUCGUUGGAUCGUACGACGUGGGGCAGCACGUCCUGUUCUUCUUCCGGGAGACGGCCGUCGAGUACAUCAACUGCGGCAAAAGCGUCUUCUCGCGAGUGGCCCGAGUCUGCAAAAGAGACACCGGGGGCAAACACAUCCUCAGCCAGAACUGGGCCACCUAUCUCAAAGCCAGGCUCAACUGCUCCAUCCCCGGAGAAUUUCCCUUCUACUUUAAUGAAAUCCAGUCGAUCUACAAGGUGCCAGGCGAGGACAAGCUGUUCUACGGAGUGUUCACGACCUCGACGACCGGGCUCAUGGGCUCGGCGAUCUGCGCGUUCACCCUGGAGGACAUCGACCGGGCCUUCGCCGGGAAGUUCAAGGAGCAGGCGACGUCCAGCUCGGCGUGGCUCCCCGUCUUGUCGAACCGGGUCCCCGAGCCCCGGCCCGGCGAGUGCGUCAACGACACGGCCACCCUCCCCGACACGGUGCUCAACUUCAUCCGCUCGCACCCCCUCAUGGACGAGGCCGUCGGGCACCGCGACCACCGACCCGUCUUCUACAAGCGCGACGUCCUCUUCACCCACCUCGUCGUCGACACCCUCUCCUACGACGUCUUCGGCCACGUCCUCGACUACACCGUCUACUACGCCGGCACCAACACCGGUCAGGUCUACAAGGUCGUCCAGUGGUACAACGAUGACGGCGAGCCCUUCUCCUCCCUCCUCGAUAUCUUCGACGUCACCCCCGAUGAGCCCAUCCGCAGGAUGGAAAUCUCACGCACGCACAAAUCUUUGUAUGUUGCCUCUGAUGACCGUAUCCGACAAAUUGAGCUUGUUAUGUGCAACAGACGAUAUGAUAACUGCCUUCGCUGUGUUCAUGAUCCUUAUUGUGGUUGGGACAAAGAUUCUAAUACGUGUAAAGCGUAUGAACCAGGGUUGUUGCAAGAUGUCGGCAACCAGUCUCAUAGUAUCUGUGAUAGUUCAGUUGGUAGAAAGAAGCUAGUGGUAACUUGGGGUCAGAGCGUUCAUCUAAGUUGCUUCUUGAAAAUGCCCCAAGUUCUUAGUCUUCAUCCCAUAUCAUGGUAUCAUUAUAGCAAAGAAAAAGGGCGAUAUCAAAUUCAGUACCGAGGUGACAAAUACAUUAGCACAAGCGAGAGUGGUCUCGUCGUUGUGGCUGUCGCUGAGAGUGAUGCUGGACGCUAUGACUGUCAGCUGGGAGGUGCUCUGCUGUGUACAUUCAAUCUUACUGUUGAUGCUCAUAGAUGUGCUCCUCCGGGGAAGAAUGCCGACUAUCAUAAAGUUUAUUCGGACUGGUGUCAUGAGUUCCAGAAAUACAAACAUGCCAUGAAAACAUGGGAAAAGAAACAAGCACAAUGUAGCAGUAGACAGAAUGACACAUCGCUUUUAAAUCAGAACAGCCACCCAAAUGAUAUUUUUCGGAACUCGAUAGAUUGAAAAAUUAAAUCAACCACAGAUGUCUGAUUAAAUCAAUUAUCUACCUACAUCAUUGCCUUUGUACAGAUUAAGUAUUAAAUCAUAGUUUUGAAAACGGAACUUGCCUGUAUAAAUGUGCAUAGGUUUUCUUCUCCGUUUAUUCCCUCAUCGAACUAUUUUUUUUAUACACUGAAGUAAUCAUAAUUUUAUUUUGUUUACAAAUUGUAGUUUCUUGAGCUGAAUUUUUGUUGUAACCCUCACCACAUCAUUAGCCUGGAAUCGCAUUUAUUCAUCUGCAUAUUGUAAAUUGUUCUGCUAAGUUUAUGGUAUAAUUGAAGUAAAUGUUUAACGAUUUGAACAAAACUGUUAUAGUCACCUUCGCAAAUUCAUCCUCUUUCUCUCUCAGUCUCUCUGAAUUUUUUUGAUCGUAUCUUUUACCUGUUACAUCAGUUGUUAUGUAAAACGCAAAUCAUGGUGUGGAAAUUCCGGGCAUUUUAAAGUUUUCAAGCAUUCUUCUGUGUCAGUCUCUUUAUUCUGUAUUUCUUUUGCUGAGAUUGAAAGGGUCAAAAUACGUUUGCGGAUUAUUUUUUGGAAGCCCAUUUGCCUUUUUCUUAGUUUAUCUUUAAGUUAUUUUACUUUUUUUAGCUUUUAAUAUUAAAUUUUGGUUUUUAGUAUUAAGCCGCAAUACCUAAGAAAACUAAUUUCUGUGUUGGGGCUAUAAAUGUUGUUUUAAACUUGUUCCUUGCCAAAAAUUGUUUGUGUCCAGAUUCCCUCCAGACCAAGAAAUAACAUGAAAUACAGCAAAAUGUGACAGUUGUAAAGUAUGGAGUUUGUCAAAUAUUAGCAAUAUCUCUUGGUUGCAUGCAUUAGUACACUUGGUAUACUUUACAAUUAGUUCAAAAGCAGACCUACAUGUAGCGUUCUCACUGUCAUGUUGCACAAUAAUAAUAGCAUGUUGUGGAAAGACCGAUCGUAAUGAAGUGUUUGGCAGGGAACUCUUUAAUCGAAGAAAAUCUAACUCAUUUGGCUGUAGCUUGCACAAGCGUGAGUUCUUUUAGCUGCAUUUAAUGAAUUCCGAUUCUCAUAGGUGGGUGGAUGACAUUCAGAUAAAGGAUUUCUUCAUAAAAAUUUUCAUUUUACUACCUUUUAUGUCAUAUUUUAAUCUAACAACUCUAAGUCACCCUGAAAACUGUGCUCCUAAAAGGAACUAAAAUGUUCAUUUUAAAGCUGUUUGAUCUUUUGAAUUAUUUACCAUCUGUAAGAAAAUAAUUAUACUCUCGUAACGGUGUUAGAUUUGCCAUGCCUCCAAAUGAGGAAUAGAUCCCCCUCUAUUUUCUCUCUUUUCCUCCUUUUCAUUAGAAUACCUCUCAUUCAUUUUUUCUUACUUCACACUUUUCUGAUAGGUAUGAAAGUCUCAAAAAUUUUGUGACACUAGAAGUUCUCUGAUAUGAUCUCUUACAGGAUGGUAAAAUUUCCUAGAGCUGUAGACUUUAAAAAUUUAAUAAUAUUCCUAUUUGCCCUAUAUUUUCAGCAUUGAAAAGUAGCACAAUCCACCAAAUUUUAGUUAACUAAAUGUUGCUAAAAAGAGAGUGAACAAAUCUCUCAUCAUAUUUCCUACCGUCAUGUGAGAGUGAAUCAUUGACUGAAAUCUUUUAUUUGUUAACACUCACUUGGACUGGGCAUUGUAGCUUCAUAAAAGAAGACAUUAAUUCAUCCUUAAGAGUUAUUUUCUUCAUAAGGACAUUUAUAUGUCUGCCACCCUUUUACAUGAAUACUAAUAGUAUAUCAGGAAACUACACAUCAUCAGAUCGAUCGGUGGUUUUUUUUAUGUUGAUUGCAAUUAUGUGGGGGUUGGUUUACAGCAUGUAGAUAUAAAAACAGACGCCUCCCUCGUAAAAUGGCGACUGUCUGAUUCACUUGAGCUACAUCAGGCAGAUAGGCUUAACAGUAAAGAAAAGGACAAAAUGAUCCAAAAUAACUUUUCCAUGAGCGAAUCAGUGAUUUAGACACAUAUUUACAGCCUUACAUUUUAACCCAUCCCUGAGUAGGUAUUUGAUUUUUAAACUCUUACGUGUUUUUUUCCUGUCCUGCACCAAAACUCUCCUAUGACAGGAGUUUUAUUUAUUUUUGAAGCAGGAAAAAGUUGUAAAAUUUGUAGUUCUUAUGCAUAUUUAUUUUAGUUUAUAAUGUUUUUUGAUCAUUUUAUUUUUUAAUAUCAUUGCCGUAAGAAAAAAAAAAAAUCAUUUAUUAUUUUGUAAAUAAGUAUAUAGAAAUUACAGAAUAUCAUAGUUGUUGAUGUUUGUAAUUAGGUCAUUAUUUUUGAUCAGAUUGUAGAGAUGUAUCCUGGCAGCUCAUGUCAUCAAUCAUAGUGUAUAAAAUAAUGUUUUGGAAUCAAGUGCAUCAUCGAAGGAUGAAUAACUAAUAUCAAUCAGUUGGCUUGUUUUUAAGUGAUCAUAAUUUCAGUCGAAUUUUUCCGAUUGAGAUCCAUUAUCUGUGAUACAAACUUUUGUAGGGGAUAGUGUUUUUUCUCAUUUCCCCCUUUUUUUGUAAUUCCUUUUUUUCUUCUUUUAUCAUGAUUUCUAUUUAUUUGCCAUGAGAAUUCAUUGGGGGAAACUUUUCACGGUUAUUUAUCUGUACGUCUGCAAGUACUCUUUCGCUGAAGUAAAAACAUGUAAAUAUCUGGUGGUGGUGCUUCUAAUGUUAAUACGUUUUUCCCUAAUAUAUUUAUCAAGGUCAUGAUGAGUCUCUAAGUAGAGGUCUUUUAAGUGUCUUUAUUUGCAUGAAAAAGUGUGGCACACUGAAUUUGUUUCGCCUGCCCCAUCAACAUUUCAAAUACUCCUUUAUUAACGCAAGUAUCAUCCUUUAUCUAGCUUGGGUCUGAAACCACUCUUUAUUUCUUUUUUCCAAGUAGGCCUCUCAGUCCUCCAAUGCAACGGUUUGCCAUAUUGAAAACAAUAGAUCUCAAAAUACAUGAAUUUAUUUUUUAUAUCCAACCACUUCAUAAUCUUGUCAUAUCUAUUUUCCGUUACCUUUUCCUUUUUCUUCUUUCUCUCUUUUUCUUCCUCUCUCUUUCCUUCUGGCUUUCCCCCUUAUUUUUUAAUUGAAGAAAACAUGGCAGUUCAUCAACUUUUCGCGCUCAUGUCAAUCCAGAUAAUUGUGAAGUAACUGAGCCCUCCUGUGUUUAUUACUCUGGUUCAAUCUAUUUUAAUUUUAAUUCCUUUUGUGUAUUCCUUAAUUUUAAGUUUCAGUUUACUCAAAAAUUUAUUUAGUAUCUAAUGUAUGAUGAGUGAUCAUUGUUAAAACAUUUUCCUCCUCUUAUCUCAUCAAAGCAAUAAUUUUCGUUCCUCUCUCCUAACCCUUCUGGUUUAUGGGACUCUGAAUCAGAUCUGUUCUUAUUCCUUAAAGUGUUUAAUUGAUUUCUUAUAUUGCAUGUUGUUUCAUGAACUCCAAGAAAUGUGCCCCAUAAUAUCCAAUUUUGAUUUUUACUAAUUCCCCUCUAAAAUAUUGUUAACUUUUCCGUUUUUUAGCAGACUUUAGAAUCUGAACUACUGCAUAAGGAAUUAUUUUUUUUUUGGCAUGUAUCAUUUCAACUUUCUUACUACUUUUCAAUGAGAACAAAUAUCUAUGUAUUCCUCUUGAUAUUUACUCAAGCGAUGAAUUUUACUCAUAUAUCACUUCUUAGAUGGUUUCAGUUGAAAAAAAAAAAUAAAAACCCAUCAAUACCUUUUAAAUUUUGUAAAGUUUCUGUACAAAAAUAAUUCUAAGAUACAUUUACUGGGAGAAGAGUCUAUGAAGAAAAGCAUCAGCACUAUUUAAAUGAGGUCAUAAAAAUGUUUGAACUAACUAACAACGUUUGGUUCGCGUCAACAGUGUAACUUCUGUCAAGUUUAAAUGUGUCAUGAAGUCACACAUCAAAAUUUAAAUGAAAUUUUUAUAAAUUAAAAGAUGAGCUUCGGUUAGAUACAUUAAAUCAGAGCAUUGAAGUUUUCUAGAUCUAUUUUUUGAAGACUAUGGAAAUGAGAUUGUGCGGUAUAAGAUUAUUUUUGUCACAACUCACAAUUGGAAAGUACUUGGUAAAAAAUUGAAUUUUUCUAACUUCCAUCCAAUAAAUUUAAAAAAUGUAUUUAGAGGCUUUUAAAUAUUGCUCAGGUAUUGUUCCGCACAAAUUUUAUCCUCUUAUUCACAAAAGCAAUAAGUAUCCAUCCAAACCUUGAUAAUGGACAGAAAUGAAGCAUGCAGCAUCAUUCCUGUAUCAAUCAGCCAGUUUGCAUUUUGCUAGGGAAACAUUGAAUUCUCCACCCUAAGAAUGUUUUACACAUCACUGUAAUAGGAGUAACACGGAUAGUCUUCGGUUUAACACACUUGAUGCUCUAUUUUUAUGACCCUAGUGCAUAAUGGCCCUUCUUAUAGUGAAUGCCUUAUCCAAGAGAAGACCCAUUAAUCCAACAGGACUAUUUUAAUAAUUUCAUUGGAUGCAAUUUCAAAGUCUGUCCAGAUGUUCCCAUUUUCCCCCUCCUGUGCGGGUAUAGCUCUAAAUUUUCCUAAACUUUCUUAUUAUUUGGCAGUUUUCAGGUCAUGCCAAAUUAUUUCCAAGUACUUAAAUCUGUUUCUCCUGAUGUUAGAAUUAAAUAAUUACUUGCCAUUUUUCUAAGCUCUGUUUUGGAGAACAAUCUCACAUUAUUUCAUUAUUAUUUUUUUUUUAUUUAUUUCCUUUUUUUUGCAUAUUUGACAACUUAUUUGUCAAAGCUUUACUUAUACUUGAGAUUGUAUUAUUGUUUUGAUGACUGAAUUUGUAAAUUAAAAUAGUACCUUUAGUUCAUUAAUAAAAUGCUAAAUAAAGUAAAUUCUCACUAAUU
Messenger RNA from Bemisia tabaci, 8059 nucleotides. It is a transcript of the gene Sema2a, whose product is annotated as Semaphorin 2a. NCBI's taxonomy places the organism in Eukaryota, Metazoa, Arthropoda, Insecta, Hemiptera, Aleyrodidae. Gene Ontology annotation, cellular component: plasma membrane. Gene Ontology annotation, molecular function: semaphorin receptor binding; chemorepellent activity. The record is from RefSeq and is a predicted model, not a curated record. Gene Ontology annotation, biological process: axon guidance; neural crest cell migration; negative chemotaxis.